Laccaria bicolor S238N-H82 is the source of this 3111-nucleotide messenger RNA. RefSeq lists its product as uncharacterized. Gene Ontology annotation, biological process: protein import into nucleus. NCBI's taxonomy places the organism in Eukaryota, Fungi, Basidiomycota, Agaricomycetes, Agaricales, Hydnangiaceae. The record is from RefSeq and is a predicted model, not a curated record. The transcript has 20 exons. The coding region runs from base 1 to 3111 and encodes 1036 amino acids. Gene Ontology annotation, cellular component: cytoplasm; nuclear membrane.
AUGACCGUAGACACAAGCUUCCUUCCUACCCUGCCUAUCCAGGACGUUGAGCGGGCUUCCCAGCUAAUACAACACGCCUACGCGCCACCGACGCCCAAGACGACUCCGGACGACCUAAAGCGUUUACAACACGAGCUUUUUGAGAUACAGAAACGCCCAGAAGCUUGGGGGCUUGUUAUACCGUUGUUAGAUCACGAAGACCAGAAUGUACAAUUCUUUGGAGCCCAUACGGCGCAGGUGAAGAUAGCAAGAGAUUGGGAUUUCUUUCCACCGGAACACGCAGAGGCCCUUCGAGACGCCAUGGUGCAAUUAACGGCCCAUUCGAUUUCCAAUGGCCAUAGCGCCUUCAUUCUUCGAAAGCUUUUCGUCGCUCUCACUUCUCUGGCUCUCAAACUCGUACCAGGACACCCCACUCGCUGGCCUGAUUGGAUCAUGGCCUGUGUUUCAUCGUUCUCCAGUUAUGGGGCACCUAUGGAGCAUAUACAUAAUUUUCUGUCCAUCGUCGCGGAAGAAGUGGGAAAUGCAGAUCUCAUAGGAUCGAGUAAAAUUCAGAUGCAACAAUCAUUGACAGACGUAACCCCGAUGGUGAUGCAAGCAAUCACGGUGUCGAUCAACCCAGUUCCUGGAGUAACACCUCCUCGGCAAGUCCAGUCUGCUCUCCGUUGCCUUCAAGCGUGGAUGGUAAUCCUUCGCUCAAAUGACCUCGCACCCAUGAUUGCAAUGCUCCUUGCCCUUCUCAAUCCUGCCGGUGAUUGCACCAUUUUUGUAGCUUCCUCCGAUGCCCUACAAGAAAUUGCUUCAAAAUCGGCCUUUUCGGAUGGGUCCUGCGAUAAGACCUUUACGGAACCCUUGUUGCUCUGGCUCGACUCAGUGGGUAGCGACAUUGUAGAGUCAAUGCUGCUGACUGGAGAGGUUACCGAAGUCUCCCAUUCACUCUGCAAACUUCUGGUAGCGCUUGGUGAUCAUUCAACAUCUUACAUUGCCGCUCACAUAUCUUCUGUGGGGGUCGUGGGCCAAAACCCACCAAGAACUAAAGGGCAUCUCACACAGACCUUUCUACGACUGCUUCUAGCGUAUACAGGACUUUCCGGAUACUAUGGCGUCGACGAGGAAGAGAGUGAGAUGACACUCGGAUUUUGGUAUCUGUUUCAAGAAGCCUUGUGGAGUACGGAUUUCUACUUCCCGGAGUGCGAAAGUGAUGGUGAUGGCAAUACUCCGCCUCCCGCCAGGAAGGAUGCCGCUCACAUUGUGAUGGCAAAGACUGUAUACAUCGAGCUCGUACAGGUUUUGCGGCGAAAAGUAGCUUUUCCGCCCUUGAAAAGUGGAUGGUCAAAGGAUCAGAUUGAGAAAUUUCAAGUCUAUCGAAGGGAUGUUGGUGAUACACUUAUCAAUGCAUAUUACGUGCUGCGAGAUGAUAUGCUCCGUUUCUACGUGAAUGAUAUCUCUGACCGACUUGCCACAAAUCAAGAUUGGAAUGAGAUUGAGGCCACCCUUCACUGCAUCAUGUCGAUACAGGAAGCACUCGAUCUAGAGAAAGCAUCCCACCUAUCGCGACUGUUCAGUCCAGAAAUACUUGGUAGACUACCGUCAGAGGGUUAUAACCGCAUCCGACGUACAACCUUGUACCUCAUUGGUGCCUACUCAUCCUGGUUCGCUACACAACCGACCCAGCUUCAAACAUCUCCAGAACCAAAUAUGUUGUUGACUGUCCUCAACUAUGUUGUUGCUGCUCUCCCGGAUGCAUCACUAUCCCUUCAAGCUGCAACCGCUUUGCGGAACUUAUGUGAUGCGAACCGGAAAGCGUUGGCUCCGCACAUCGUUGCCUUUGGACGGCUGCAUGAUGGUUUAGAACAGAUAACGGAUUCGGAGAAGAGCAAAGUAUUACAAUCCAUUGCGAGUGUCAUUCAGGCAUUGCCGCCUGUCGAUGGAAUUCCUCCAAUUGAGGCGGUUGUCCACCCCAUCAUCCAAAAACUGGGUAGUGCCUUGCAGCUCUCCAGCACGCUACCUGAGGAAGCUCGAAACCUCACAAUUCUCCAACUUGAAGUUCUUUCGGGUGUAGCCAAGGGUUUAACUCGAACUGCAGAUGGCAUCCUAGAAAUUGAUGACGACCAUGCCGCCAAAAUUGAGGCAGAAAAAAUUAACAUUGCUCGAGAAGAUCCAAGGGCCCUCAAACUCCGGGAUAAUAUUUUUUCUUGUAUCCGAAGUGUAGUUGACUUAUGGUCGACAGAUGCGGGAAUCAAUCAUGCGUUAAGCGACCUCUUCAAGUCUAUCACCUGCCUCCCGGGUGACGUCACUCUCAUCUCUCUUCCUGCAGGACCUCUUCUUGAGUUAGUCUGCAUCGCAGCGGAAAGACAGCUCACCGCAGCAUGGCUGUCUCUUGCAGCUAUUCUCAUCGCGCAACUCAACCCUCCUGUGUUCGUGUUGACUCUCAAGGCGAGACCCAGUCCGGAGGCAGAGACAGUCGUUGCAAGUGCAUUACCAAUGCUUCUCCAGUGCGGCCUGGGGUUGUUAGGGGCCGCAGGGGCCAUGGAACUCAAUCCGGAUAUUGUUCAGGAAUUUUUCGCUUGUAUGGAUAGGGUCGGACAAGAUUUCAUAGGUGCCUUCUACGCGAUAUCUCCAGGUUUGCUUGACGCUUUAAUGCAAUGUGCUACAACAUCGCUCUCUUUGCAAGAACGAUACUCUCUUGUGGCUGCAUGCAACUUUCUCUCAACGCUUAUUCACCGCAGCUCGGUAGUCGAUGAGCUCUCAGGGCCUAAGUCAUUACUGAUGGCUAAGCAUGGCCGUGCCUUGAUGCGAGCCGUCCUACAAGGAUUUGCAGGUGUGGCACCCAGAAGUGCCGUCCCAAACCUUAUUGAGAUGCUGGGAACACUCAUUAAUCGUUCAAGCGGGGUAGACGGCGGGUCUGGAAUAGCUGGGGAAUGGAUGCGAGAGAUUUUAUUCUCGCCCGAUUUUGUACCUAGCAAAGCAGGUCCUGAGGUCAAGGAAAAGUUCAUCAAAGCAGUUGCUGGCUCACGAUCACUUAAGCGGAUAAGAGAGGCGGCACAACAAUUUACUCUUAUCGCCAGGGGCUUGGAGGGUUCUAGUUUUGGCUAUGCCUCGGUCUCCAUGUGA